GCGCAUAACUCAACAACGCCUGGACCAAUUUGGCCAAAUCUUUUUUUAAAAUGUUCGUUGAAGUUCAAGGAUGGUUUUUACGGCGAGAAAAAUUAGAAUUAUUGCUGGAAAAUUCCUAAAAAUAGCUCUUUUCUUUUUCCCAUACAAAUGAUUUGUAACUAAAACGUAGUCAAUUUGAGCACUCACUGUUGUCUAAGCAAUGUAGGUGUGUUCCUAACGUCAAAGAUCAUAUCUAUCAAAACAAUGUGUGUGUGUGCGUUGGAGCACAGAAUACAUAGUUGGAGGAGUUUAAUGUCGCGUUCCGAAACUCGCGUUUCUUUUGUAUUAGUUUCGGCACGCGAGAUAAAAUGCAGCAGUUUCCACGUCAUUACAUCAGUCAAACAAAAAUCGCGUUAGCAACAGUGUUUUAUUAUUUUUAAUAUCCAAACAAAAACAAUUCGUACGGCUAAAAAAAACAAUUCGUACGGCUUAAAAGGAUUUGACUUCAAGUCAUAUCAAAUUAAAAAAAAAAAAGUUGUCUGUUACCUAAUCUACUGAGUUUGCUUUUGUCAACUGAUACACGAAACAAAUUCGUAUAUCGUGUUUUUUGCAGAGUGUUUAGUUAGUUAGUGUUUGAUUAGUUCGUGAUUAGUGAAAAAAUAAUGUAUAUUUGAUAUGCCUCCUAUAAGACGAAGCAAUUUAGGUAGAAGAACCAGAAAUGCUACAAACCAAGCUAAUUACCGAUCUAAUCGUACUGCACAAGAACGUGACGACGGAAAUGAACGUGAAAGAAUUCGGAUAUCACAAACGCGUGAAGCGCGAGCGCGACAUUCAACUAAUAAUCGCGCAAGUUUGAAUCGAGCUGCUUUCAGUUACGAUGUGUCAAUUGACUACAGUAACUACCAAUGUGUUGUUAUUGGUUCUAUGAACUCGGUUUGCUCACACUGUAAGGCAUUAAAAUACAAAAACGAAGCCAAUGGAUUGUGUUGCGCAAAUGGUAAAGUGAAAUUGAUACCAUUGGAUCCACCACCAGAACCAUUGUACUCAUUGGUUUCAGGAAUAGGAACAGAUUCUAUACACUUUUUGACACAUAUCCAACAAUAUAACAAUUGCUUUCAAAUGACUUCAUUUGGGGCAACAAAUGUAGUUCGGGAAAAUUUUAUGCCAACUUUCAAGAUACAAGGGCAAAUAUAUCACAGAGCAGGUUCACUGUUACCAGUGUCAGAUAGCGACAACAAAUUCCUGCAAAUUUAUUUUAUGGGCAAUUCACCACAAGAAAUUGAUCUGCGUUGUGCACAUAACAAUUUAACGUUUUAUGCACCAACUAUUGAUGAAGUUGCUAUCGUUGUAGUUGGAGAAAACUUGGAAUCCCGUGAUAUUGUUUUACAUCGUCGGAAUGAUCAAUUACAACGUAUAAAGGAAACACACCGCUCAUAUGAUGCACUGCAAUAUCCCAUUAUAUUUUGGCAAGGUGAAGAUGGCUACGAUUUCUCAACAAAAAUGAUAAAUCCCAUUACAGGUUCUGAAACCAACAAAAAAGUCAGUUCAAUGAACUAUUAUUCAUACCGCCUAAUGAUUCGGGAAAAUGAAGAUAAUCACAUAUUGAAAUGUCGGCGAUUAUAUCACAAAUAUGUUGUUGACAUGUAUGUUAAAAUUGAAACGGAGAGAUUAACAUUCAUCAGGUUGAAUCAAACCAAACUCCGAUCUGAAGAGUAUAUUCACCUUCGAGAUGCGAUUAAUACUGAUGGAAAUGCACAGAAUGUCGGUCGGAUGACUAUUCUUCCAGCAACAUACAUCGGAAGCCCUCGGCAUAUGCACGAAUAUGCUCAAGAUGCCAUGUCGUAUGUUCGUCAUUAUGGUACAGCAGAUUUGUUCAUCACAUUUACAUGCAAUCCGCAAUGGAUAGAAAUCAAGCAGGAGUUAUUCUCUGGGCAAUCACCCAUUGAUCGUCAUGAUAUUACAGCCAGAGUCUUUAGACAAAAGUUGAAAUCAUUAAUGGAUUUCAUCGUAAAACAUAAUGUGUUUGGUGAGACACGCUGCUGGAUGUAUUCUGUGGAGUGGCAGAAACGAGGAUUGCCACAUGCACACAUUUUGAUUUGGUUGGUUGAAAAGAUAAGGCCAAAUGAAGUUGACGCAGUGAUAUCAGCUGAAAUCCCUGAUGUACUAGUAGAUCCUGGAUUACAUGAGGUAGUUAUCAAACACAUGAUACAUGGUCCCUGUGGAACUCUUAAUCAAAAUUCACCGUGUAUGAUGGAUGGUAAAUGUUCAAAACGAUAUCCACGGACAUUAAUAUCGGAAACAAUUACUGGUAAUGACGGUUAUCCAUUGUAUCGUCGCAGGUCGACAGCAGACAAUGGAAAAUCAACAAUUGUCAAAUUAAAUCAACAAGAUAUUGAAAUAGAUAAUCGUUGGAUUGUUCCAUAUUCACCCAUUUUAUCAAAGACAUUCAAAGCACACAUCAACGUUGAAUCUUGCCAUUCAGUGAAAUCAAUUAAAUACAUUUGCAAAUAUGUAACCAAAGGGAGUGAUAUGGCUGUGAUUGGAAUUGGUGCAGAGAAUUCCAAUGAUGAAGUUACCCAAUACCAAAUGGGCCGCUAUGUCAGUAGUAAUGAAGCAGUUUGGCGAAUAUUUUCUUUUCCUAUUCAUGAGAGACACCCUUCUGUUGUUCACUUAGCUGUGCAUUUAGAAAAUGGACAAAGAGUGUAUUUUACAACACAGAACGCAGUACAAAGAGCUGCUCAGCCACCAUCUACUACAUUAACCAGUUUUUUUGAGACAUGCCAAAACGAUGAUUUCGCACAAACAUUGCUAUAUUCUGAAAUGCCAAAAUAUUAUACCUGGAAUCAAUCCUCAAGGAGAUUUAUACGACGGAAACAAGGAAAACCAGUUCCAGGAUAUACAGAUGUCGAUUUACAAUAUGGCAUGGAAAUCGUGCCCGUAUGA
This is a messenger RNA of Diorhabda carinulata, 2922 nucleotides long. RefSeq lists its product as uncharacterized. The record is from RefSeq and is a predicted model, not a curated record. Lineage: Eukaryota; Metazoa; Arthropoda; Insecta; Coleoptera; Chrysomelidae. The transcript has 5 exons. The coding region runs from base 655 to 2922 and encodes 755 amino acids.